CUGCGCCUGCGCGGCGCCGCUGCUGGGCCAGUCGGGACGGAGGAGACAAGAUGGCGCUGCGAGCGAUGCGGGGCAUCGUGAACGGGGCCGCGCCUGAGCUUCCCGUAUCCACCAGUGGGCCCGUGGUGGGGUCUCGAGAACAGGUGCUGGCAAUUAGCCGGAACUACCUCUCCCAGCCUCGUCUCACAUACAAGACAGUAUCAGGAGUUAAUGGUCCACUAGUGAUCUUAGAUCAUGUUAAGUUUCCCAGAUAUGCUGAGAUUGUGCACUUAACACUACCUGAUGGCACAAAGAGGAGUGGGCAAGUUUUAGAAGUUAGUGGUUCCAAAGCAGUGGUUCAGGUGUUUGAAGGGACUUCAGGUAUAGAUGCCAAGAAGACAUCCUGUGAGUUUACUGGGGAUAUUCUCCGAACGCCGGUGUCUGAGGAUAUGCUUGGUCGGGUGUUCAAUGGAUCAGGAAAACCCAUCGACAGAGGUCCUGUUGUACUGGCUGAAGACUUCCUUGAUAUCAUGGGCCAGCCAAUCAAUCCUCAGUGUCGGAUCUAUCCAGAGGAGAUGAUUCAGACCGGCAUUUCGGCCAUAGAUGGCAUGAACAGUAUUGCUAGGGGGCAGAAAAUUCCUAUCUUCUCUGCUGCUGGCUUACCGCACAAUGAGAUUGCAGCUCAAAUCUGUCGCCAGGCUGGUUUGGUAAAAAAAUCCAAAGAUGUAGUGGACUACAGUGAGGAAAAUUUUGCGAUUGUAUUUGCUGCUAUGGGUGUAAACAUGGAAACUGCCCGGUUCUUCAAAUCUGACUUUGAAGAAAAUGGCUCAAUGGACAACGUCUGCCUCUUUUUGAACUUGGCCAACGACCCAACUAUUGAGCGAAUUAUCACUCCUCGCUUGGCUCUAACCACGGCCGAGUUCCUGGCCUAUCAGUGUGAGAAACAUGUAUUGGUUAUCCUAACAGACAUGAGUUCUUAUGCUGAAGCACUUCGAGAGGUUUCAGCAGCCAGGGAAGAGGUUCCUGGUCGACGAGGUUUCCCAGGUUACAUGUAUACAGAUUUAGCCACAAUAUAUGAACGUGCUGGUAGAGUGGAAGGUAGAAGUGGCUCUAUUACUCAAAUUCCUAUUCUCACCAUGCCUAAUGAUGAUAUCACUCACCCCAUUCCUGACUUGACUGGAUAUAUUACAGAGGGGCAGAUCUAUGUGGACAGACAGCUACACAACAGACAGAUUUACCCACCUAUUAAUGUGCUGCCCUCGUUGUCGCGGUUAAUGAAGUCUGCUAUUGGAGAAGGUAUGACCAGAAAGGAUCAUGCCGAUGUAUCUAACCAGCUGUAUGCAUGCUAUGCUAUUGGUAAGGAUGUGCAGGCCAUGAAAGCCGUAGUUGGAGAAGAAGCCCUUACGUCAGAUGAUCUGCUUUACUUGGAAUUUCUGCAGAAGUUUGAGAGGAACUUCAUUGCUCAGGGUCCAUACGAAAACCGCACUGUCUAUGAGACUUUGGACAUUGGCUGGCAACUGCUCCGAAUCUUCCCCAAAGAAAUGCUGAAGAGAAUCCCUCAGAGCACUUUGAGCGAAUUCUACCCUCGAGACUCUGCGAAGCAUUAGCUGCUACUUCAUCGCUGGCUCGAUGCUCCUGUGAAAUACUGGUUCUGUUUUCUUUAUUCCUUUUGCACUCCCCCAUCCCCACCUUUGUGUUGGAGUUUACUGUGUUACCCUGUAAUUAAAAACAAGGAAAAGGUAA
Molecule: messenger RNA, 1722 nt
Organism: Globicephala melas (long-finned pilot whale)
Lineage: Eukaryota; Metazoa; Chordata; Mammalia; Artiodactyla; Delphinidae
Gene: ATP6V1B2
Product: ATPase H+ transporting V1 subunit B2
Biological process (GO): proton transmembrane transport; vacuolar acidification; ATP metabolic process
Cellular component (GO): proton-transporting V-type ATPase, V1 domain
Molecular function (GO): ATP binding; proton-transporting ATPase activity, rotational mechanism
Source: RefSeq, a predicted model, not a curated record